Molecule: messenger RNA, 1430 nt
Organism: Danio aesculapii
Lineage: Eukaryota; Metazoa; Chordata; Actinopteri; Cypriniformes; Danionidae
Product: kunitz-type protease inhibitor 1-like
Exons: 8
Coding region: 1-846 (281 amino acids)
Molecular function (GO): protein binding; serine-type endopeptidase inhibitor activity
Source: RefSeq, a predicted model, not a curated record
AUGCAAGAUCACUGUCUGGUGCCGAAGAAGGAGGGUCCGUGUCGAGGCUCUUUCCCACGCUGGCAUUAUAACGCCGUCACAGAGAAAUGUGAAGAGUUCAAGUUUGGAGGCUGCAAACCUAACCGUAAUAACUAUCUGGCGCUCAACGAAUGCCAGAACGCCUGCAACAAAAUCUCAGUGUCUAAUAUUGAUUCUCCUCCUCCUCAUCCAUCUAUAAGACUGGGUCCCAUUCACACUGCUGAGCAGUGUGACGAGCCUUGCAGUCCUGAGCAUUUCACAUGUGAUAAUAAAUGUUGCAUCGGGAAAGAUCUGGAGUGUGACUCAGAGCCGCAAUGCAGCGACGGCUCGGAUGAAAAGGAAUGCAACAAAUUGAAUAAGCAGCUUGAUCAUUUGCUGACAAUCCGUCUGGAUGUAUCUAAAGCUAACUGUGUGGACCCGCCGAUAACAGGACCGUGUCGUGCCAGUCACACCAAAUGGUAUUACAAUCCAUACGAGCGUCGCUGUAAUCGCUUCAACUACGGUGGCUGCAGUGGAAAUCUGAACCACUUUGAUACUGAGGUCCAGUGCAUGACAUUCUGCAGCUCAGUCUCUGAGUCUGAUGUGUUUGCCAGAAAAUCUCAGUUUGAGAAGCAAGAAGGCAAGAGCAGCGACACAGCUGCUAUUGCGAUGGCAAUCAUCCUGGCCUUCGCCAUCGCCAUCCUGCUGGUCAUCAUCGCCUGCUGCCUGGUCAAAGGCCGAAAGAAGAGUCGGAAUAAACACCAGCAGGUGGCGGUAAACGGCGGACACGUUCGCGGAUACGAGGAUUCAGAGAAACUCGUCUACAACAGCACAACCAAACCCAUGUGAACCCCAAACCUGUGAAAAGAUCACCCUGUAUAUGCAGUAAUUACCUGAGCUGUUUCCAGUAGACUGUGCAGCAUUUACUCCCAGUUUGGUUUAUAUCACCAGCAUCUUUUCUUAGGAAUGCUGCGAUUGUUUGUUUUAAGUUUUUAUUGCUAUGAAUAUGAUUUACUGAUUUAUAUUUUAGCUUUGUUGGAUUUUGCUCAGGGGUAAAUGUGUUUUAUUUCCUACCAUGUUACCGUAAAACAUUAAAUCACUAUUCUUGAGCCAUCUAGUUUUAUUUUUGGAUUGUUUUUGGUGUGUCAGAAAUGCUGCCUGUCAUCAGUUAAUCUUUAAGCCAUGUAAACUUUACUUUACUACUUAGAAAUUAGUAUUUUAUUAUGUCUAAGACCUAAGAUAUCAGUCUAUGGUUUGUUUUUUUGAUGUGUUUUUUAUCUAUAUGUAUUUUUAGUAUAUUUUUUGGACGUGGAAAUGACAAUCAUGGUGAUAAAUACAUAUUCCAGAAUGCAAAUUUGUACAUAGAUUUUUAAAAACUUUCCCUGAUGUCUAAACUACUAAUCUUAAGUCUCAAUAAAAGUAAUAUGUACAGA